This is a messenger RNA of Paramecium pentaurelia, 1562 nucleotides long. The record is from the annotation of a GenBank genome assembly. NCBI's taxonomy places the organism in Eukaryota, Ciliophora, Oligohymenophorea, Peniculida, Parameciidae.
AUGGCUGAAGAAAUUGAGCCUCACAUAGCAAGAAAAUUUGAAAUAAUUUAAAAAUUAGGAAAGGGUGCUUAUGGAAUAGUAUGGAAAGCAGUUGAUAAGAAAUUAAAAACUGUAAUCAUUUUAUUUUUUAAAAUUCCAAAAGGUUGUUGCAUUGAAAAAAGUAUUUGAUGCCUUCCAUAAUGCAACAGAUGCUCAAAGAACCUUUAGAGAGAUUAUGUUUUUAUAAGAGUUGAAUGGACAUGAGAACAUUGUUAGACUAUUAAACAUUAUUAAAGCAGAAAACAAUAAAGAUAUCUAUUUAGUAUUUGAUUACAUGGAAACUGAUUUACAUGCAGUUAUUGUAUAGUUAUUCCGCUUAAAUAGCGUGCUGGAAUUCUAGAAGAAGUGCAUAAGAAAUUCAUUAUUUAUUAGAUUUUGAAAUCUCUCAAAUACAUACAUUCAGGUGAAUUGAUUCAUCGAGAUCUAAAACCAUCUAAUAUCUUACUUAAUUCAGAAUGCCAUAUGAAACUAGCAGAUUUUGGAUUAGCUAGGAGUAUAGCAAUAAAUGAAGAAGAUUGCAGUAAACUAUCAAAUCUAAACUAUAGCCCCUCCUAUUUUGACUGAAUAUGUGGCCACUAGAUGGUAUAGAGCACCUGAAAUUCUUCUUGGAUCCACUAAUUAUACAAAGGCUGUUGAUAUGUGGAGUAUAGGAUGUAUACUUGGUGAAUUAGUUAUUGGCAAAGCAGUUUUUCCAGGAACUUCUACUGCAAAUUAGAUUGAGCGAAUUUUAGAAUUAAAUGGUAAGCCUUCUGAUUAGGAUGUUGAAUCAUUAGAAUCACCUCUUGCUUCACAUAUAUUAUCAUCUGUUGCUAUGAUAAAAAGGAAAUCAUUUUAAUAAUUCUUUUAAGGUGCUAGUGAUGAUUGUUUAGAUUUAAUAAGAAGGUAAUUAAUUUAUUAAAUUUAGAUUAUUGGUUUUUAAUCCAAAAAUGAGAUUAACUGUUGAUUAAGCUAUUAGACACAAAUAUCUUAAAGAAUUCUCAUCUCCUGAGGAAGAAAUUGUAUGUCAGGAACCAAUCAAAAUACCUAUGAAUGAUAAUAAAAAAUUCUCAAUUAAAGAAUAUAGAGAAGCAUUAUAUGAUGAUAUCAAUAGAAGAAAAAAAGAAUAAAGAAAAAAGUGGCAAGCGAAAUAUUUAUAAUAAUUAGGAAUGAAUCCUGAUGAUUUGAUUGAUGGAAAUCAAUUUAUCAAUUAAAAUGAUUAACAAUAAUAACCAGUUUCAUUUUUUUAGAAAUCAAAUAAAAUUGAAAAUCAAAAUAAUUCUUAGGCUGUUUAAAAAUCUAAUAUUGAAGAAAUUUAAUAAAUUAUCAGAUAAUAACAAAUAUAAUCUUAACAAUUAAAGAAAUCAUAGAGUUAAGUUAUAGUUUAACCUGCACAAAAAUUGACUAGCCAAAAAAGUGCAUCCAAUAUUGUUGCAUAAAUAUAUAAUAAUUUCUCAAGUCAAGAUUCAAAGUUUCAUCAACAAUAAUAGUUUUUGCAACAAUAAUUGUAACAACUCCAGCAGAAAUCCCUUAAAAAAAAGACAUGA